AUGGCGGCAUCACAGACUGGCCAACUGGGUAAUGACCAAACUGCCGCGCUGCAGGCCUCCAUCUUAGAGCAAGGCCACAAGGUCCGUGAACUCAAGGCUGCCAAAGCGAGUCCGGAAGAGGUCAAAGCUCAGGUAGAUGUUCUGCUCGAGCUCAAAAAACAAAUGGAACUCCUCACAGUCGGCGCAGGCGGUAGCGCAAGCGGCUCCAAGAAAGGAUCUUCGGGUGGGAAGCUGGUCAUAAAAACACCCAAGGGGACGCGGGAUUGGGAGCCAUUGUCGAUGGCACUCCGAUCACAGAUAUUCUCCAAGAUCACCAAAGUAUUCGAGACGCACGGCGCUGUCACCAUCGACACACCUGUCUUUGAACUUAAGGAGAUUCUCACCGGAAAAUAUGGCGAGGAUGGAGGGAAACUCAUCUACGACCUGCAGGACCAGGGUGGAGAACUCUGCAGUCUGCGGUACGAUUUGACUGUCCCCUUCGCUCGAUUUGUCGCCAUGAACCCAUCCGAUUACGGCACCAUCAAGCGCUACCACAUCGCCAAGGUCUACCGACGAGAUCAGCCGGUGAUGACCAAGGGCCGCUUCCGCGAAUUCUACCAAUGUGAUAUCGACAUUGCCGGCGUGUACGACCCCAUGGUGCCGGAUGCAGAGGUGCUCUCCAUCCUUGUAGAGGCGCUCGAAGCCCUCGAGAUGGGCGAGUUCACCAUCAAGAUCAACCACCGCAAGAUCCUCGAUGCCAUCUUUAGCAUCUGUGGCGUGCCAGAAGAGAAGAUCCGUACCAUCUCUAGCGCAGUGGACAAACUCGACAAGUCGCCCUGGAGCGAGGUUAAGCGGGAAAUGGUUGUCGAUAAGGGUCUGGACGAAAGCAUCGCCGAUCACAUCGGCGAAUACGUCAAGCUCAAGGGCUCACGCGACCUGCUUGAGAAGCUCGAGAUGGACGAAAAGCUUUCCGCUCACCCGCUUGCAGCGCAGGGUCUCAAGGAUAUGGCGCUUCUUUUCAACUACCUCGACAUCUUUGGCGUCACACGCCGUAUGAGCUUCGACCUUAGCCUCGCUCGCGGCCUCGAUUACUAUACUGGCAUCAUCUACGAGGCCGUCACAUCUGCCUCCGCCCCGCCAGGCUUCACCGAGGAAGGUGCAGCAGCCAAGCCCAUUGUGCGGUCAGAAAGUUCGGCCAGCAGCAGCAAGAAGAGCAAGAAAAAGCCUGAGGGGGAAGAUGAGGAGGUCGACGAGAGCACGGUCGGCGUCGGCUCGAUCGCUGCCGGCGGGCGGUACGAUAACCUUGUCGGCAUGUUCUCCAACUCGAAGAAGCCCGAUGCAGUACCCUGCGUUGGCGUCAGCAUCGGCGUCGAGCGCGUGUUUGCUAUCAAAAUGCAACAGCUCAGGGACGCACAGGCGAGGGGAGAGCCGAUGAGCGUCAGACCCAAGAAGGUAGAGGUCUUUGUGAUGAACAUGGGUGAUGGUCUGCUUGCCGAACGCAUGCAAGUCGCCAAGAUGCUUUGGGACCACGACAUCAAGGCCGAGUUCCUGUACAAAAACAAGCCAAAAGUGCAGCAAUCCUUCGCGGCGAUCGAGAAGGACCGCGUACCGUUCGCCGUCAUGCUGGCACCAGAAGAGUGGAAGGCCGGUAUCGUACGCGUCAAGGCGCAGCUGGGCAAAGGCAGUGAAGAAGGCGCGGGCAAAGGCGACGAAGUCAAGUUGGACAAACUAGUUUCGUAUCUCAAGAGUAGGAUCGCCGAGAUGACACAGGUGUAA
Molecule: messenger RNA, 1755 nt
Organism: Tilletiaria anomala UBC 951
Lineage: Eukaryota; Fungi; Basidiomycota; Exobasidiomycetes; Georgefischeriales; Tilletiariaceae
Product: histidyl-tRNA synthetase
Exons: 3
Coding region: 1-1755 (584 amino acids)
Biological process (GO): tRNA aminoacylation for protein translation; mitochondrial translation
Cellular component (GO): mitochondrion
Molecular function (GO): aminoacyl-tRNA ligase activity; ATP binding
Source: RefSeq, a predicted model, not a curated record